AUGGACAGAGAAGCCAAGCUUGUGACCAAUUCUGCCGAGAGAGAGAUGUAUGACAACUUGGGAGAGUUGUUUAGUAUUAUUGUUGCUACUGAGCAUUUGGAGCGAGCUUACAUCAGAGACAAUAUUACUGCUCAAGAAUACACACCUGCUUGCCUCAAAUUCAUUGCACAGUUCAAAACAUCUGUCAGUUUACUCCAAGACACAGUUCCUGAUGUGAGGGAGUUUAUGCGAGAGUAUCAGCUUACCUGUCCAGCAGCGGUCAAACGACUACUGGAGAUUGGCAUUCCAGCAACAGUUGAACAUGCAACAGAAAGUGUAUCAUCAAACAACUCUGCCAGAUACGUUGCUGAAGCCGUUCAGUUCUUUAUUACUUUGAUGGAUUCUCUCAAGCUCAACUAUGUUGCAGUUGACCAGAUUCAUCCCCAACUCAGUGAUCUUAUUCUAAGCUUAAACAGGGUCCAAUCAAUGCCAAAGGACUAUGAAGGCAAAGGAAAAAUUAAGACAUGGUUGAUUGCACUAAAUAAGCUAAAAGCAUCUGACGAGCUAAGCGAGGAACAAGUGCGUCAACUGUUGUUUGAUCUCGAAAGUGCAUAUUCAGAGUUUCAAAGAUCAUUGGCAUCAAAAUGA
Molecule: messenger RNA, 627 nt
Organism: Batrachochytrium dendrobatidis JAM81
Lineage: Eukaryota; Fungi; Chytridiomycota; Chytridiomycetes; Rhizophydiales
Product: ESCRT-I subunit protein VPS28
Exons: 5
Coding region: 1-627 (208 amino acids)
Biological process (GO): protein transport to vacuole involved in ubiquitin-dependent protein catabolic process via the multivesicular body sorting pathway
Cellular component (GO): ESCRT I complex
Molecular function (GO): protein-containing complex binding
Source: RefSeq, a predicted model, not a curated record